GGAACUUUCCAUCCUACCACAUGCAUGGUUAUGAAAUCUUCCAUUGAAAACCUCUAUAUAUAAGGUUAUCAAUACACUGUCUUAAGCAACAUUACCUCAAAGAACAAGCCAAACAUCAUCAGCAUAUCAAGAAUAACACACAACCAUGGCUAAGUUUCUUGUUCUUUUCUUAAUCCUAACAGAAACAUUUGUGUAUCUAGCCAUGGCUGAAAAUGCAACAAAUUUUGCAAGUUCUCCUGCUUCUAGUCCAUCAUCUUCGAUUCGAAAACUCGGAAAACACCAUCAAGAAGAAGAAGAGAAGGGUAAUUUGUCUAAAGGAGUUGGUUCUCCACAUCAACAAGAGAUUAAUGAAGUUGAUCAAGCUCAUGAAAUCAAGAUUAAGCAUCAUCAUUUAGUUGAUAAGUCAAUUUUUGGAGGUGGAAUUAUUCUUGGAGGCUUAGCAACAACAUUCUUUGUAGCAAUUUUUUGUUAUAUUAGAGCAACUAGAAGGAAACAUGUUGAGCCUAGUUCCCCUAGUGCUUCUUCCUCAGCAGCAUAAUUGGACAGUUGAUAUUAGAGAUUAACCCCCCCCUCCCCCCCCCCCCCCCUCCACCCCGAUAGAAAAUUGUAAAGAUACCAUAAGUCAAUUCUGAUUUUGGAAUUUUUAUUGUGUAAAAAG
Molecule: messenger RNA, 658 nt
Organism: Nicotiana attenuata
Lineage: Eukaryota; Viridiplantae; Streptophyta; Magnoliopsida; Solanales; Solanaceae
Exons: 1
Coding region: 146-538 (130 amino acids)
Source: RefSeq, a predicted model, not a curated record